AUGGAGAAUUUGCUGGACCAAGAGUUCUUGAAUUAUCUUCAAGGCUUUGAAGAGAACUGGUUGACCAUUCUACCGAACGCGAUCCGCCCAGUUAGGAAUCAAGGAAACAUUGGAGCUUGCGCUGCCUUUGGGACUACUGAUGCCACUUCCGCUCUCCAUGUCAUCAACGGCGGAGAGUCGGUUACUUUAUCCGCGCAAGAAUUUGUCGAUCACCUACACGAUAGAAUUGAACACAGGGCUGAUAUUCCCGUCAACGAGGGAGCAGUGCUUCCACCAACAACUAUUCAUCACGCUUUUACGAUGAUGAAAGUGUUCGGGGUGUUCGAAGAAAAUGUGUAUCCCUACACCGGAGUGAAGGCACAAGUUCGUACCAUUCCGCCGGAAGCCAUGAACCGGGGCCGGAAGAUGUUUAUCAAAUCCUAUGUUCCAAUUUCUAGGAGGAAGCCAUUAAAGGCCAUCAGAGCUCUCCGACGUCAACCCAUUGUGGGGAUUAUGAGGGCACCAAAAUACUUCAAAAAGUUCAGGGGUCCUGGCACCUACAGGGGGCUGAGGCUUAAAUUUGAGCGAGCUCCAUACCACUGUGUGUUGAUAGUCGGUCACGGGAUAGACAGCAAGGGACGUGAUUGCUUUCUGAUUAAAAACUCUCAUGGCCCACGUUUUGGCUUCAGAGGUUUCGCCAAAGUAGCCAAGACUGUUAUGGUUGGAUUCGCAUAUCCUGUAGACCCUGAAUUCCGGAGGGUCAGGUUUAGCAGGAGGCUUAGGGGAUUUUAG
Molecule: messenger RNA, 771 nt
Organism: Coffea eugenioides
Lineage: Eukaryota; Viridiplantae; Streptophyta; Magnoliopsida; Gentianales; Rubiaceae
Product: cysteine protease XCP1-like
Exons: 4
Coding region: 1-771 (256 amino acids)
Cellular component (GO): lysosome
Molecular function (GO): cysteine-type endopeptidase activity
Source: RefSeq, a predicted model, not a curated record